UAAGUAAAGAUAAUGAAGCUGUAACCCUCAGAUACAAAUUCUGUGUCGAUAUCAAUCGUGGAUGGAAUGAGGUCCAUAACGACACUCAAUCAUAAGGUUGUGAUAGGACGAUCGGCUGCCCCAUUUGGCGGACCCCCGCGCAUGCUCAGACCGGGCUAGGGGUAAUAUCAUCAAGGUAAUUCCUAUGUAAAGGUGCCAGUAUUAUGUGAGAAACCGCGAGGGCAGCGUCGCCGGCUUUCCGGCCGACGUAAGAAUGAACUCUUCAAUACAAAAGACAUUCUAAAUAUCAAUCUAAAUGUCCUUGCGUCAAUUGUUGUUUAGUGUUUGUAGUAACCGUUGUUGUUAGUUAGUACUUUAGCUGUUAGUACACCGCCGCAGAAUGCCGGACUGGUCAUGGCUACUGCUGGCCGCGCUGCUCGGGGCUCUAGCAGCGCUGGUCGUGCCGCUGGCGCUGCUGGCGCACUACUUGCACCCGUACGAGAAGAGGAAGCGAGAGGAGUACCCGGCCGUCCCUGUCACUCUGCCCGCGGACAUCCUCAACGAGUUAACUAAAGGCGCCGGCUGCACACCAGAGGGCGCAUUAAACGCCAUGCUGCAGUUCAUCUUCCAGCAGAGCACGGCGGAUACGCGCUGGCUGCGCCGGCGCAUGGCGACCGAGCUGGCCGAACUGCUCGCCAAGACCUCGUCCGGGAAGAUCUUUGAGAGUUUGACGCUGCGCUCACUAGAAGUGGGCUCCGAGUUCCCCAGCAUCACGAACCUGCGCGUAGUCACAGGGGAGUUGGAAGAGGACAACGCGAGGCUACGGUCCUUGGACCUGAAGUUCGACCUGGCGUAUGACGGCAACUUCAGGAUCGAUGUGGAUGCGGUGAUGCUGCUGGGGAAGAUAGCGAAUAUUUCUAUUACUGUGGAGAGUCUAAGCGGCAACGUCCGAGUCAUGUUCCGCCGUCUCCCCUACACGCACUGGGCGCUUGCGUUCGAGACGCCGCCGCGGCUGCAGCUGCAGGUCCGAGGCAGGUUCCAGGGCCGGCAGCUCAAGCCGCGCCUCGCCGCGCUGGUCGCCGCGCACAUACGCCGCGCCGUCGCGCAGCGGCACACGCUGCCGCAUUAUAAGAUACGAUACAAACCCUUCUUCCCGAAGUCCGAGCCGGGCAGCACGGACGCGGACGACGGGCCGGCGCCUCAAGGGCGGCUCACCGUGCGGCUGAUUGAAGUGACGAGGCUUCAAGUUGGAGCCCCGCACGGGACUGUGCGGGCGGCGCUGGCUGUGGAUUCACAUGGAUGGGUAUCCCUCCGGCGCGGCGUGCUAGUCCUAGACGUGACCAUGCCGCCGGUCGCCGGGUCGUUAGGCCUGGUGUGCUGCCAGGCGGUGGGCGGCGUGCUGGUGGACACCGUGGUGCCGAUGUCCCCCGCCUACAGGGCCGACCUGAGGAGAGGGGACCAGGUGCUGGCCGUGGACCAUAAGACUGUUACGCAUGUUGCUCAGGUGGGAAAGCUACUCCGAGCGAUCGAGCGCCGCGCCGUGACCGUCCGCGUGCGGCGCGGCGGCGCCACCACACAGCCCCGAAGAGAAGAGGUCAUUGAGCCCAAGAAGCUGCGGUCCAACUUCUCGUUCCGGAGGGUCAGCGAGGUGAUGGAGGGCGUGCGGCUGCAGGGGAUGAGGGCUGCGGGGUCUAAGGGAAGCCUACAGGAAUCCGACUCCUCCCCUUCAAGAUCCGUCGAGCCGCAGCCGGAUGCAGACCAAGCCAAACCCAAAACCGAAACCAUCCGCCCCGCGAACAAACCAGAACCGGGACCAGGGAACUUUGGCCUCCGGAAACGAAGGUGCUCUGUCGAAAACAAGUCAUCCGACAGCUCAGCUGGCAGCACACCGCCCGCUUCAGGAGAAAACACACCGCUGAAACAAGCCAAUAAGAAUAAACAUGACAUACCCAUCAUAAGGACAGACUCAUCAGAAUGUCGCAUGUCUUCAGAGUCUGUUCUAGAUGAAGACCAAGAAGUUUUUGAAACUGGCGGUCCCAGGCAGAGCGAACAUGUAGAGAUAUGCCAAAUGUUCUGGACUAAAUCGGUCCCGCUCAAACCUAUAAUACCCUUUGACGAAGAAACGGAGUUUAAGCUAAAUGAAAACCACAAAUAUUUGAACAUAAACGUCUGGGCGACAGUACCGGGGGAAAAGGAAGAGGUGUUGUUGGGCUACCUGAAUAUUCCACUCACUGUACUGCUGAAUGCGUGUCAAGAUUCCACUGUGCCGCAUCAUACGAAGCGGUACCAGUUUUUACCGCCUGAGGUUGAUAUCAAGUUUAGCAAGAGUCACAAGCUAGCCUCACACCCGGGCUUCGAGCCGUGCCUCUGUUUCGGCGACGCACUAGUGUGGUGCGAGUGGGAGGGCGCCACCGGCGCGCGCGCCGCCCCCAAGACGCCGCCGCCGCCCAAGUUCACGCAGAAAGCCACCACGGCGCAUGACUUUGUCAGGACGCACUUCCAUCGGUCGACGCAUUGCGAUUUUUGUAAUAAGAAGAUCUGGCUGAAAGACGCGAUGCAGUGCCGCAACUGCGGGCUCUGCUGCCACAAGAAGUGCGUCACCAAGUGCCAGGAGACCUCGCCCUGCGUGCCCAAGGACGGAGAUCUGUCAGGACCCUCGUCUCCUCCAGAGCUGAUCACGACGGACUGUGACUCCAUCAUCGACCCCGAUUCCGAAGAUGAGGCAGAAAGGAAAGACUCACUCGACGUCCACGAAGAAGGUGGCAGCGCGAUGAGUGCGCUAGUGGCGGGGCUGCGGCGCGCCGGGUCCGCGCACUCGCUGUCGGCGCCGCGGGGCAACGCCGCCUCGCGCUCGCUGCCGCCGUCGCCCAGCCACACGCCCAGGAAGCAAUCCCUGGACACGCUGGUGAAUCCAUUUUCAAACAGCGGCGCGGUGUGGCUGGGCGGCGGCGGCGCGGCGGCGCUGCUGGAGCCGGCGCUGCGCAGCGCGCUGCCGCCCGACGCGCUGCUGGCCGCCGCCCGCGACGCGGCGCCCGAGCUGGCCGCCCGGCUCGACCCGCCGCUUAUACAUCAGAUGCUAUCAGCGGUGCGCGAGGAGCUGUCCUCGUGCGACGGCGGCGCGGGGGGCGGGGGGGACGGUGACGCCCGCGCCUGCGCGCUGACAGCCCUCAUGCUGCACUGCUGCGCCGCGGCCCAGCUGGCGCAGUCCACCGACCCGGCGCCUGUUAGCUCUAAGGAAUAAAUGUUUUGACUGCUA
Plutella xylostella (diamondback moth) is the source of this 3235-nucleotide messenger RNA. Lineage: Eukaryota; Metazoa; Arthropoda; Insecta; Lepidoptera; Plutellidae. The record is from RefSeq and is a predicted model, not a curated record.